Pundamilia nyererei is the source of this 1592-nucleotide messenger RNA. RefSeq names its product transmembrane protein 229B (gene tmem229b). The record is from RefSeq and is a predicted model, not a curated record. The transcript has 2 exons. Lineage: Eukaryota; Metazoa; Chordata; Actinopteri; Cichliformes; Cichlidae. The coding region runs from base 271 to 867 and encodes 198 amino acids.
AGUCUGUCUGAGCAUGUGCUGCUGGUGCAGCUGCUGCUGCAGUGAAGUAAAAUGUGUCAAUUUUCAUCGGACAGUAGAGACACCGUGGAGGAGAAGCCGGGGACAGCAGAUGAGCGGCAGGAAGCGGACACCGAGUCAACCAGGACAAUCUCUCCGGGGGAGAUGCAUUUGAUCGUCCGGCUUGUGUGCUGAGGGACACCGCAGAGCUCAGCCGAAAGAUCUUUGUUUUUUUGCUACAGUAAAGUCUGUGUGAAGGCGAGAGGAGGAAGGAUGGUGACAUCGGAAAUCCCAGAGGCUCCCGUUCCUCUGACAGCGCUGUCACGCUGGUACCUGUACGCCAUCCAUGGUUACUUCUGUGAGGUGAUGUUUACUGCAGCCUGGGAGUUUGUGGUCAACUGCAACUGGAAGUUCCCUGGCGUGACCAGUGUAUGGGCGCUCUUCAUCUAUGGCACCUGCAUCCUCAUUGUGGAGCAGAUGUACCUAAAGCUGCGCGGUCGCUGCCCCGUGCUGCUGCGCUGCAUCAUCUACACUUUAUGGACCUACCUGUGGGAGUUUGGUACGGGGCUGCUGCUGCGCCAAUUCAACGCCUGCCCUUGGGACUACUCUGAGUUCCGCUACAACUUUAAGGGACUGAUCACGGCUGAGUACGCGGUGCCCUGGUUCUGCGCAUCCUUCAUUGUGGAGCGCCUCGUCAUCCGCAAAACGCUGAGGCUGCGCUUUCAUGAAGGGCCCGAGGAUGGUUGGUCAAACCAUCAAUCUGAUGCUGGGGGUGGCCGAGGGAAUGGAGGAACUGUGGGGGGUGGGAGAAGGAGAGAGAGGAGCAGAGGGAUGGGAAAUAAUUCUAAUGGCUACCUUAAAGCAGAAUGAAUCAAGGAAUUGAUAGAAUGACACAAUCCAAACCAGCCCAAUCCAACCCUCCUUUUCAUAAGCAGUCCUACCCCUCAGCUGUGUGAGAUGAAGACACACAGCUGUGCAGACUGGGCUGGUAUGCAGACAGCCAGACAACAAACACCUAACUGGGGCUUUAAAUGCCCAAAUCACACACUGUUAACACAGGGGUACCGUUAACUACAUGCUGCUGUGUUUGCUGCAUUUCAUAACGCACCACCCAUUUCCAUGUGGGCUUGACCUUAAGGAGAUCAGGGCUCUCUCUCCUGUCCCACAAUGUUUGGGUAAAAGAACUACUGUUGCAAAAGAGUAUGUGUGAUUGUCCUGUGGAAGAAUUAAUUCACGAACAAAUACAUUAUUAAUGUUUUUCAGGGGCACAUCAGUCUAUAUUAAAGCAGAAUGCUUGCUGUGUAGAAAUCAUAGUAAAAAGUAGCUUGGUUGUGAAAUGUCCUUUUUAAAAUGUACAUAUUGUCCUUUAGUAUUAUUCAAAGUACUGUAGUAAUGUAGCUACAAAAGGAUCCUUAAAGGUGCUGUAUACCAGCAUUUUAUUUUGAAAGGUCAUUCACGGCUAAAAAUAAGGAGCUUUUGCGUGUGACAGGAAACAGCCUGCUGGUAUGAUACCACUAUAUAUGUGCUUGCCUGAGUGAGGUGGUUAGCAGUGACUGAACUUUCAAAAUAAAAUACUUGUAUUCAACACCUUAAGA